AUGUCGCUCUCCCCGUCCGACCCGGACAAGGUGAUGGUUAUUCGCAAGGUGUGCGAUGAUAUUAUUACAUGCAGUCUACCGUUUGCUCGAUUCGGAGUUCUUAAAUUUGGCGGUCGUGCAACCCUAGUGCGUCUACAAACCGGGUCUAUCGCAGUCUUCUCUCCCGUUGCACUUACGCAGUCUGUGAGAGAGGCUGUCGAUAGCCUGAAUGGAACGGUGAAAUAUCUCAUCGCGCCAGACAUGGAACAUCAUCUGUUCCUAAACGACUGGACGAAAGCGUACCCGGAUGCAGACGUGAUAGCUCCAGAAGGGCUAUGGGAGAAGAGAGAAAAGAACCCUGACACAGCCGGACCGAGGUUCAAGUAUAUCUUUACGCCUGAGAAUAAGAAGACGCUUCAUAUAUCGGACGAGUUCGCCGCGGAUCUCGAUAUCGAAUACGUUCAUGCCCAUGCCAACCGUGAUAUUGUCAUCCUACAUAAGCCCUCAGCCACCCUGAUCCAAGCAGAUAUGUUUUUCAACCCGCCAGCCGUCGAGCAGUACCAGAAGUCGGAGGAAGGCCCCAGGGACGGUCUCACGAACAAGAUUUACGUCUCGGUCAUGUCGACGGAAGGUAGCGCGAUAGGGCAGCAGAGAUUCAUCUGGUACGUCCUGUCAAAAAACGACCGUGAGGCGUUCAAACGGUCGGUGCAGAGGAUCGAUGAGUGGGAGUUUGACCGUGCAAUUCCGUGCCAUGGUGAUACAGUUGAUCAGGGAGCAAAGGACAUGUUCAGAACCCUAUUCCGAUGGUUCCUCUCGACCCAGGGUUCACAAUAA
Arthroderma uncinatum is the source of this 813-nucleotide messenger RNA. RefSeq lists its product as uncharacterized. Bases 1 to 813 code for a protein of 270 amino acids. Lineage: Eukaryota; Fungi; Ascomycota; Eurotiomycetes; Onygenales; Arthrodermataceae. The transcript has 2 exons. The record is from RefSeq and is a predicted model, not a curated record.